Microdochium trichocladiopsis is the source of this 1725-nucleotide messenger RNA. RefSeq lists its product as uncharacterized. Gene Ontology annotation, cellular component: cytoplasm. Gene Ontology annotation, molecular function: sulfate adenylyltransferase (ATP) activity; ATP binding; adenylylsulfate kinase activity. The record is from RefSeq and is a predicted model, not a curated record. Gene Ontology annotation, biological process: sulfur amino acid metabolic process. Lineage: Eukaryota; Fungi; Ascomycota; Sordariomycetes; Xylariales; Microdochiaceae. The transcript is spliced from 5 exons. Bases 1 to 1725 code for a protein of 574 amino acids.
AUGGCCAACUCUCCCCACGGAGGUAUCCUCAAGGACCUCAUCGCUCGCGAUGCUCCUCGCCACGCCGAGCUUGCCGCCGAGGCCGAGACUCUCCCUGCGGUUGUCCUGACCGACCGCCAACUUUGCGACCUCGAGCUCAUCCUCAACGGCGGCUUCUCUCCUCUUGAGGGUUUCAUGAACCAGAAGGACUACGAUGGAGUUGUUAAGGAGAACCGCCUGGCCGACGGUGCCCUCUUCUCCAUGCCCAUCACCCUCGACGUCACCCAGGAUGUCAUCAAUGAGUCUGGCCUCAAGCCUGGUCUUCGUGUCGCCCUCCGCGAUCCCCGCGACGACAAGAACCUUGCUAUCCUGACAAUUGACGACAUCUACAAGCCCAACAAGGAGCUCGAGGCCACCGAGGUCUUUGGUGGUGUUGACGAGACUCACCCGGCCGUCAAGUACCUCUUCAAGACUGCUGGCGACUUCUACGUUGGCGGCAAGCUCGAGGCUAUCAACCGCCUGGAGCACUAUGACUUCCUCGACCUUCGCUACACCCCUGCUGAGAUGCGCCUGCACUUCGACAAGCUCGGCUGGAGCAAGGUCGUCGCCUUCCAGACCCGUAACCCCAUGCACCGCGCUCACCGUGAGCUGACCGUCCGGGCCGCCCGCUCGCACCACGCCAACGUCCUGAUCCACCCCGUCGUCGGUUUGACCAAGCCCGGCGACAUCGAUCACUUCACUCGUGUCCGUGUCUACAAGGCGCUGCUGCCCAGAUACCCCAACGGCAUGGCUGUCCUUGGCCUUCUGCCCCUGGCUAUGCGCAUGGGUGGUCCUCGUGAGGCCAUCUGGCACGCAAUCAUUCGCAAGAACUAUGGUGCCACACACUUCAUCGUCGGCCGUGACCACGCUGGUCCCGGCAAGAACAGCCAGGGCGUUGACUGGUAUGGCCCGUACGACGCCCAGUACGCCGUCGAGAAGUACCGCGACGAGCUCGGUAUCGAGGUCGUUCCCUUCCAGAUGAUGACUUACCUUCCCGACAAGGACGAGUAUGCGCCGGUUGACGAGAUCCCCAAGGAUGCUCGCACCCUCAACAUCUCUGGCACUGAGCUUCGCUCCCGCCUCCGUACUGGCCGCGACAUCCCGGAGUGGUUCUCGUAUCCUGAAGUUGUCAAGGUCCUGCGCGAGUCGCACCCUCCCCGUGCUGCCCAGGGCUUCACCAUCUUCCUGACAGGCUACCAGAACUCUGGAAAGGAUCAGAUCGCCAAGGCUCUCCAGGUCACCCUCAACCAGCAGGGUGGUCGCUCUGUCUCGCUCCUUCUUGGCGAGACUGUCCGCACAGGCAUCUCGUCAGAGCUCGGCUUCAGCAAGGAGGACCGUAGCAAGAACAUCCAGCGCAUCGCCUUUGUUUCUGGCGAGCUUACCCGCUCCGGCGCUGCCGUCAUUGCCGCGCCGAUUGCGCCUUACGAGGCUGACCGCCUGAGUGCCCGCGAGACUGUCGAGAAGUUUGGCGACUUCUACCUCGUUCACGUCGCCACCCCCCUCGAGUACUGCGAGAAGACCGACAAGCGCGGCAUCUACGCCAAGGCUCGCGCUGGCGAGAUCAAGGGCUUCACCGGUGUCGAUGCCCCGUACGAGACGCCCGCCAAGCCCGACAUCACUGUCGACUGCUCCAAGCAAUCUGUCCGCUCUAUUGUUCACCAGAUUGUCCUGACUCUGGAGAGCCGUGGUCUUCUUGACCGCUUGUAA